AUGGAGCGUUCGCUUAUGGACUAUGAUAACUCGCUUGAAGAACUCGAACGUCAAAGAGAACAACUGGAGAUUGUCAUGAAACGCAUGGGAGAAGAAUGGGAAGAAAGUGGUGCUGGUAUUGGCUGGUUAGGCUCACUCCCAUCAGGACCAGAACUACCAGGUCUAGGACAAGAACAAGGUCUAUCGUCUUCACCACAGUCAUCGCUAGUAGCAGCAGUAAAGGCAGCCGUAUCAGCAACAUCACCAACCACAACAAUCAUCACAGAAAAAACCGGCUUGGCUGAAACUCUUGAUAAUCCUACUCCUAUUCUGCCGACAUUCGAAGAUGGCGUUUUUUCUCUCGCCCUUGCACCCUCGCCUCUGUUCUCCAACAUUCUCAGCCAAGACACCGGUCCGACCCCAGAAUAUCUCCAGACCUUGUUGAAUGUCAAUGAUGCUCUGCUGGCUCAGAGUUGUCUUAACGCACAAAACUCAUCAGACUUACCAGACCCAACAUCAAUGAUGCCAAACAGGAUCAGCAAAGCCAUGACCAUGACUCCAGUUCUGCAGGAAUACGAUUCCAAUAAUGACAUGUCCUCAUCAUCGACCUCGUCCUCUGGUCCGGUCACUCCCGAAGAGCAAUCUACAUCCAACCAAAAGAUACCUUUGCAUUUCCCAUAAGAGCACAUCUUACUACUUUACUUUACUAUUUUAUAUUAUAUUGCUAUCAUUAAAAACUAACAUUUAAUUAAUUAAUUAUCAUUCUUUUUUUUUUGCACAAACAUCUAUUACACAUUCAUGUCUAUCCUUUAUCUCUCUUUUUAUAUAUAUAUAUUUUUUAUAUAAUAAUAAAAUCAUGCUUAUGACAAUUUUUA
Molecule: messenger RNA, 854 nt
Organism: Phycomyces blakesleeanus NRRL 1555(-)
Lineage: Eukaryota; Fungi; Mucoromycota; Mucoromycetes; Mucorales; Phycomycetaceae
Exons: 2
Coding region: 1-660 (219 amino acids)
Source: RefSeq, a predicted model, not a curated record